AUGUUUUACGUAACUAUAAUCACACUCCACUUAAUGACUGGCUUUAGUGCUAUAAUUAUGUUCUUAUUUACAGAAGAGUCUACAGCUGUAGAGACGGAGAGGAAGGCUCUUACCAGACUGAAUAUUCAUUCUGCAUUCUGGAUUUUGGCAUCAAUUGCUGUGACAUACUACUUUGAUUUUUUUAAAACUGUUAAAGAAGCUGUUCAAGCAGAUAGUUGUUGGUGGUUUGUCUCUGGCAGUUGUUUAUUGACUGCAAGUUCAUCUGUUGCCGUUUACUGCAUACUAUAUCUUGAGUGGUAUUGUGGAAUUGAGGACUACGAUGCACGGUAUCCAGCACUGAUAUCUAUCACAACAGCUACCUUUAUUGCAGCAGCAAUUUGUUUCAACAAUGCCUUGUGGCCUGUCUGGUCGUUUAUGACACCUUUGUUGCUCUUCACUCAGUUUAUGGGUGUUGUGAUGCUUGUGUCACUCUUGGGAUAAGUCCUUAAGAUACCAAGAAACCUGAUUUUUUUUAAGGAGCUUCAUGUGAAGGACUCAAGUAACUGUUAUCCUGCAAAGUGGAUGUCACUUUUGUUACAUUCCAGUAUUUUUAUUAUUUCUAAUACUGUUUGUUUGCUCUAACUGAUACCGUAAUUCUUAGACUACCCGAUUUAUAAAUAAAAUGGACAUAACCAUAGGUCAGCCAGUGGCUGGGAAAAAGCAACUGAUUAGUGAAUGAUUGAAAGAUAGAUAGGUUUUACCUCUCCUAGUAACAUAAAGCAUUUCAUCACUGCUUUGUAAAGCUUUUAUUUAUCUUUCAAUAUUAAGCAGAUGGGUAAUGAGUCAGUUAUAUAGCCCUAAAUCCUAUUUGGGGACUCCAGAGGUCACCUAGUCCAACUUCUUGCCCAAAGCAGGUUGGUUGGUUUGAAAGUAAUUGAUACUUAAUAAAAUGUUGUGGGUUUUUAAUACUAUAUUCUUUCCGUUUGAAUUGACAGCUAAAAUACUGUUAUCUGCGUAUGUACUUGUAAACUUAUAGAUGACAGAGGAGACAUUUCUCGAUCUAUUAAAUUUCUAAUGUUAUGUGUGUUACCAUGUAGGAAAUAUUUUAUUACCUAAUCUCUUGACUUCAGAUCUGCUAGUGUUUGAAAAAAGAUACAGAUCGGGGUAAGGGCCUAGAAAGCUGGUUGACAUUUACAUCAUGGUUAAUUUGCAGGGCCAUCAGUGAAAUAAAUGGAUCCUACUUGUGCUGAUACAGUUUGUCCACAGCCAAAGAUAGAUGAUCAAGCUGUGAAUAACAACAAUAUGAACAAUAUUAUUGAUUAACAAUAAUAUGAACACUAUUAACACUACACAAGAAUUUCAGAGCACAAAGUAAAUUCUUUUGAUGUAUGCACUAUUUUUCAGUAUUCAGGAUGUUAUUGUUCUGUAAAUUAACUUUUCAUUCUCAGCAGUGCCUGUUAAUGAAGUUGCCAUUUUUCUUCCUCAGCAAGGAAGAGGCUGAUACUAACUUAAAUGCCAUUAGUCAUACACAGUUGGGAAAAUAAAAUAACUUUGUCCACUUUGGCUGACAUACCUCAGCAUCUGGAAACCUGUGCACCAUUUAGCUGCUAGACCAUUUUAUAUAGAUCCUUGUGUUAAAUACUUUCACACCCAGACCUUUUGGAAGGUAGGAGAAUGUAGAAGCUGGGUAUUGAAACUUGUUAAAAUUUACUCUUUGAGACUGUUGCUUGAAGUCUGGACUGUUAGAGGAGACUGUGUUCUUCAUUCUGACUUUCAAAUUCCCACCAUUGCUGAAAACACAAUACAUGAAAUGUUUAAUAAUGAAAAACACAGACGUUGUCUUAAGCUGCUACAGUUUCAUUAAGGAAAAAGGUUGCUGUCGGUAUGCAAUAAAAAGGAUCAGUCAAACCAAAAUAAAAUACAUG
This is a messenger RNA of Pygoscelis adeliae (Adelie penguin), 1904 nucleotides long. It is a transcript of the gene TMEM128, whose product is annotated as transmembrane protein 128. The record is from RefSeq and is a predicted model, not a curated record. The transcript is spliced from 5 exons. Lineage: Eukaryota; Metazoa; Chordata; Aves; Sphenisciformes; Spheniscidae. The coding region runs from base 1 to 480 and encodes 159 amino acids.